Symbiodinium pilosum is the source of this 1620-nucleotide messenger RNA. NCBI's taxonomy places the organism in Eukaryota, Dinophyceae, Suessiales, Symbiodiniaceae. The record is from the annotation of a GenBank genome assembly.
AUGCAAUGCGAGAAGCUAUCCUACUGCUAUGGUGGAGGAGCCACCAUCCACGACAGAGCUCUCAGUGAGCCGAAGCUGAUUGAUGUCGACUGUGCCUUUGAGGAAGGCUGCCGAGUACUUGUUGUGGGAGGCAAUGGUGCUGGGAAGUCUACCCUUCUGUCGAUCAUGGGCGGGAAGAAGAUGAUCCCCAGAAAUGAUUGCAAGAUCUUGGGCAAGCCGGUGUUCCAUGAUUCAACGCUUAACCGGGAGCGCAUGUACUGUGGUGAUUGGUGGCGAACUGACUUCUUCUUCAACAUCACAGUGGCCGAGCUCAUUGGGGACAAGCUUCUCAACACGCCGCGUGUUCAGGAGUUGAUCGACAUCAUGCAGAUCAACACCUCAUGGUACAUCAAUGCCAUCAGCGACGGCCAGAGACGUAGGUGCCAACUGCUGGAAUGCCUGGCGGAGGAGAAGAAGGUCUACAUCCUGGAUGAGAUUACGACGGACCUGGACCUCUUUGCGCGCGAGGGCCUCUUGCGAUUCCUGCGCAGGGAAUCUGAGGAGAAAGGUGCGACCAUCUUCUAUGCGACCCACAUCUUCGACCACCUAGCAGAGUGGGCUACCCAUGUGCUCUACUUCUCACAAGGCAAGAUUGAAUGCUGCUGUCCCCUCGCUGAGCUGGCAGAGUACCAUGCUCUUGUGGCUAAAGGCACCCGGUGUCCACUGUAUGCGCUCAUGAAGGAUUGGAUAUCUCGGAGCUAUGGUGGAAUGGAGCAGGACUGCAGCACCACUGGACCAGAAGUCGCAAAGAUUGAUGGGUCAGUCUUGGAAACCAAGAAUCUGACCUACUCGUAUGCGGGUGGUAGCCCUCAGCUCAAGAAUGUGUCUUUUCACUUUGGCCGUGGUGCUCGGAUCCUCGUGGUUGGGGCAAACGGAGCAGGCAAGUCCACCUUGCUCUCAAUCCUUGGUGGAAAGAGGAUGAUCCCGCGUGGGCAUGCCAGCGUCAUGGCGAAAGAUUGCUUCCACGACGGGGGCGUCUCGCAGCACAUCAUGUACUGUGGUGACUGGUGGCGAACCAAGUUCUUCAUGAACUUGACUGUCGGGGCUUUGCUGGGAGACAUCGCCAAAUCCGAUCGCUGCCACCACCUGGCCAAAGUGCUGCAGGUGGACAUGGAGUGGAAGAUCAAUGAGGUCUCCGAUGGCAUGCGCCGUCGCUGUCAGCUUCUGGAAUGCUUAGCAACUCCCCGAUCGGUGUACUUGAUGGAUGAAAUCACUUCAGACCUGGAUCUGUACGCUCGCGAGGGUAUACUGAACUUCCUCCGAGCAGAGUGUGAAGUUCGCGGUGCCACCAUUUUCUACUGCACUCAUAUCUUUGACCACCUAGAGGGCUGGGCCAGCCACUUGCUCCACCUCUCGCAGGGGGAGGUGGUGAAAUUUUGCCCCAUGGACGACGUCACAGAGUAUCACGAUCUCUGCAAGGAGGGUAACGCAACCCCUUUGUACUCCUUGGUGAGACGAUGGAUCUACCAGGAGUACGAUGCAAGUGAGGGCGCGCAGCCCUGGAGGAAACUGGCGAAGACAGAGGAUGGGCGUUUGCCGAACCUGGGCCUUGCGGGGCCUUUCCAGAUGGCAAGCGGAUGA